UCAUCCAUUAUCAAUUCUUGAAAGAGACCACAUAAAUAGGGCGUGCGUCAGUGAAUUUAUAAAUAAUCUUUGGAAGGCUUCCCGGCAGUUAACUUCGAAAGCCAAAAACAUGGAGAACGAUUUGAAGGGCAAGACUAUUCUCGUUACAGGAGCUGGUCUAGGUAUUGGUAAUGCUUUGUGUAAGCGUCUUCACCAGUUAGAAUGUAAGGUAAUUGGAGUUGACAAAGAUGCUGCCCAACUAGAGGUUCUUAAAAAAGAAUGUCCAGGAACAAGCACCAUCGCUGUAGACUUGUCUGAUUGGAAGAAAACCAAGGCUGCUUUGAAGGAUGUUGAACCAUUGGACGGGCUAGCGAACAUUGCAGGUGUAACGAUUGUUAAGCCAUUCGAAGAAUUCACCGAAGAAGAAUUUGAUUUCAUCUUCAAUGUGAACAUCAAGGGAGUGUUCAAUGUAACUCAAACAUUGUCUCCAAAAUUGAAGGAUGGUGCAGCCGUUGUGAAUAUGUCGUCUCAAGCAGCUCGCCGUGCAUUACUCGGACACACAGUCUACACAGCAAGUAAAGCGGCAGUCGAUUAUCUUUCGAAAAGCUUAGCGCUCGAAUUCGGUCCUCGUAAAAUUCGAGUGAACUCCCUAAACCCAACUGCGAUUCUCACAAAUAUGGGACGUGCCGUAUGGAGUGACCCAGCCAAAUCGGGUCCACUAUUGAACCGUAUACCUUUGCGCCGGUUCGGAGAAGUACAUGAAGCCGUCGAUGCUCUCGUUUUCCUGCUAAGUAAUAAGUCGUCUUAUAUCAAUGGACAUUCGCUUCCUUUGGAAGGUGGUUACUCCGUAGCUUAGGCGUCUCUUUCAAAUAAUUGAAACCAGAAUAUCUAAUAAAAUAUCCGUUCUAUAUUACAAA
Molecule: messenger RNA, 896 nt
Organism: Hermetia illucens (black soldier fly)
Lineage: Eukaryota; Metazoa; Arthropoda; Insecta; Diptera; Stratiomyidae
Product: L-xylulose reductase-like
Exons: 4
Coding region: 110-835 (241 amino acids)
Biological process (GO): glucose metabolic process; xylulose metabolic process
Molecular function (GO): carbonyl reductase (NADPH) activity; L-xylulose reductase (NADPH) activity
Source: RefSeq, a predicted model, not a curated record